Messenger RNA from Hansenula ciferrii, 1428 nucleotides. RefSeq names its product proteasome regulatory particle lid subunit RPN3 (gene RPN3). The transcript has a single exon. Gene Ontology annotation, biological process: ubiquitin-dependent protein catabolic process; regulation of protein catabolic process. NCBI's taxonomy places the organism in Eukaryota, Fungi, Ascomycota, Saccharomycetes, Phaffomycetales, Wickerhamomycetaceae. The record is from RefSeq and is a predicted model, not a curated record. The coding region runs from base 1 to 1428 and encodes 475 amino acids. Gene Ontology annotation, molecular function: enzyme regulator activity. Gene Ontology annotation, cellular component: proteasome regulatory particle, lid subcomplex; proteasome complex.
AUGACACAAGAAGAACAAAUAGUUAUUGAUAAUGAACCUACUCCGGAAGAGGUCAACAGAUUAACAAUUGCCAAAAUUGAAAAUGGUUUCCAAUUGGUUUCUAAAACUGUUCAAACUUUUGAUCAACGUUAUAUCUUUAAAACAUUAAGAGAUUUAGUAUCAAUUAGAAAACAAUUAAAUCUUGAUGUUUUACAAUAUUUAAUUAAUAAAUAUCUUGAUGAUGAUUAUCAAAAUUAUCUUUUAAAAUUUAUUGAUGGUAAAUUGGAAACAAAUGAUGAAUUAAAUCAAUUUGAAGGUGAAAUUUUACCAGAAAUUAAUUUCUUAAUUCAUUUAUUAGUACAAUUUUAUUUGUUAGAUAAGGGGGAAUUAUCAAAAUUAGAUGAAUUAAAUGUUGAAUAUAUCUUGAAAUUGAUUAAAUUACAUAAUAGACGUUCAUUAGAUUUAAUUAAUGCAAAAAUUUGGUUUUAUAUUUCAAGAACAAAAGAAUUAUUAAAUGAUUUAAUUUCAAUUAGAUCUGAAUUAUUAUUAGCAUUAAGAAUUUCCACCAUAAGACAUGAUGAUGAAACUUCAGGUUCUUUAAUAACUUUAAUAUUAAGAAAUUAUAUUUUGGUUCAUGAUUAUUCUCAAGCUUCAAAUUUUAUUGAAAAAAUUGAAUUACCAAAACAAGUUUCAAAUUCAAUUGAAACAAGAUAUUAUUUUUAUUUAGCCAAAAUAAAUUCAAUUCAAUUAAAUUAUUCAGAUUCUCAUGAUUUUGUUACUACAGCAAUUAGAAAAGCUCCACAAACUACAAAUGCAAUUGGAUUUUUAACUUCUGCAUAUAAAUUAAAUGUUUUAAUUGAAUUAUUAACUGGUGAUAUUCCAGAAUUAUCAUUUUUCCAAAAACCAGGUUUUGAAAAAGUUUUAAAACCAUAUCAAGAUAUAACAAAAGCUGUUAAAUUAGGUGAUUUGAAAAUUUUUAAUGAAACUUUGACAAAAUAUCAUGAUUUAUUAAUUAAAGAUGAUAAUUAUAGUUUAGUUACAAGAUUAAGAUCAAAUGUUAUUAAAACAGGUAUUAGAAUCAUUUCAUUAUCUUAUACUAAGAUUUCAUUAAAAGAUAUAUGUAUUAAAUUACAUUUAGAUAAUGAAUCAUCAGCAGAAUAUAUUGUAUCAAAAUCAAUAAGAGAUGGAGUUAUUGAUGCUAAAAUUAAUCAUCAAAAAGGUUAUGUUGAAAGUAAUGAAAUUAAAAAUAUUUAUUCAACAAAUCAACCACAAGAUCAAUUUAAUCAAAGAAUUAAUUUUGUUAAUUCUUUACAUAAUGAUAGUAUUAAAGCAAUGAGAUAUCCACCAAGUUCAAAUAGAACUGAAAUUUCAAAUAAAAAUGAAUCUCAAGAUGAUGAAAAUGAAUUAAUUAAUGCAUUACAAGAAGAUUUUGAAGAUGAUUUCUUCUGA